Molecule: messenger RNA, 504 nt
Organism: Penaeus indicus
Lineage: Eukaryota; Metazoa; Arthropoda; Malacostraca; Decapoda; Penaeidae
Exons: 1
Coding region: 1-504 (167 amino acids)
Source: RefSeq, a predicted model, not a curated record
AUGCUCCAGCUGCCGCCCUCCGCCCACUCCGAGCUCAACGCCCACCUGAACUCGGGCGGGUCGUCGGGCGCGAGCUUCACCCUGGACGGCGGCUGCGCCAGCGACGCCGGCGAGGGCGCGGAGCACGUGGAGGGCGAGGUGGGCUGGGUAUGCAAGUCGUGCCGCCUCGUGUUCCCGUCGCCCGCCCUCCUGGCGGCCCACCAGCGCGCCCUCGACCACACCCGCGGCGUCCUGAGACUGACGCAGCUGCUGUACGCGUGUACCGCCUGCCGCCACCACGCCGCCACGCAGGCUGAAUACCGCCGCCACCUGGAGGGGGAGCAGCACCGCUCUGCUGCCGCCACCUCCACAGGAGCUGCGGUGGAGGACGCCGAGGUGGCGGCGGUGGUGCGGCAGAUCACGGCCCUGGCCCAGGCGGCGCACCCGGGCACGGACACCAACGCCAACAUCAACAAGGACAGCGCCGCGUCGACGCCCGGGCCGCAGCCGGCCCCGAGCCAGUAG